CACUAAUUGUUCUCCCCCUUUUUAUUCAAAUUUUGACGUACUUCGUGUUGCAGUUUUGCGAAUUGUGCCUCACAGAAACUCUAUUCAUCAUCCAGACGAUUUUUUCCCCUUUUGAUCACUAAUCUAAAGAUGACUGUCUCACUGUCUACAUGUAUCAUUUUGCUCUCUUUAUUUCACGUAUCUCAGGUAAUUCUUCAAUAUCCUACUGAUCUUUUCACUAUUUUCUCAUGAUCAUCUAAAUCUCCCCUGGCAGCAACAUAAAUGGAGAUGGGCAGUAAGGCCAGGGUGAGCGAAAAAAAAAGCGGCAAAGCUCCAAGAGGUGAGCCUCCUCUCAAACGUACGAGAUCAGAAAAGGAGGGUUUCGAUCAAACAGCUCAUGCUAGCUCUGUCAGUAUCGAAAAUUUUGUUGCUUUGAAGAAACAGUACGAAGCGCUUCUGGAACAUGUCCAGAAUUUACAGGCUGAGCAAAAUAGAAGAGACCAAGUUGAGCAGUCGAAUGGUUUCAAUUCAGGGUCAAGUGAUACAUGCAUCAAACCGAAACCAUCAACAUCAGAAUUGAAUUCCAAGUGUGGAAAAGCUCAUUCCCCUGUCAGAAAUAUCAAGGAUGUUGCAUCAAAAAUCAUCCCUGAAUCUACACCGAAUGACACCUCAGUAAUCGCUGCUAAAUCAUCAAGAGGUAAUUGCCAGUCUAAAGUCGCCAUGCAGAUAACAAAGCAAGCAUGCAAACAACCUAAGAAACCUAAAAAAUGUACAAAGGAAACUGAAUUCAAUCAGAAAGAUUCCAGAGUUGAUAAUGAGUCCUCACCUGACAGGAAAAAUCAUCAAACUGAAUCUUCCGGCAAAGUCUCUUGCAAAGAGAACAUCAACAACGAGCUCUCAGACUGCACACGCUCAAAUGAUAAUGUACAAACUCUGAGCAAAGAGAUCUGUUUUGCAGAGGAGCCACCACUUGUUGUUUACCUCGCUCGAAGGUACAGUGGAGUCCCUUCGUUUUCAAGUUAUCCAGAAGAUAAGUCAGAGGAAAAAUAUGAUUUUCGAUUCAGAACAGAUGCCAGAGCGGUAGUUAAUGAGAAUCUUAUCUGCACCAUGUGCCGAGUUUGCGGAAGAUACAAUGUCAAAUGUAUGAACAUCUUUGAAGAAGGGAGCUCAAUUUCCACAUUGAUGCAGACCUAUUUACCCCUUGAGAUUCUGAGAGACGAUGAUCCCCUACCAUUAACAAUCUGCCUAGAGUGUGUUGGGGUGCUCCAAAUGACUGACGAUCUGGCGUUCCGCUACUUGCUAACUGAACCACUUUUUAACCGUGAGAUCUACAAAUCAUAUCCUAAUCUAGUCGGAAUAGUGGAUCCUGCUGAUAAACAGUGGCGUGAGUUUGUGAACAGCAAGAUCUUGAACAAGUUUUGGGAUUCUCAGCCUCCCAUUGACCAAAGGCUUCCGAAGCGGUGCUCUGUUGGGACGAUAAUUAAAGAAACGUGUCAGAUCUGCGCACGGCGUGAAAUGGACUGCCUUGAAAGAUGUGAUGAACAUAUAUUCAAAUCAAUUAUAAACAUUUACUUACCCUCUGAGCUGGAGGAAUCUCAUAGAGAAUUUUUUCGCGCAUGCCUGGAGUGUGUAGGCAUUCUUCAAGUAAUGGAUGAUCUGGCCUGUCGAUUCUAUACCGUUGAGACAUGUAUUCAAAAUCAUUAUGAAGAUUUCCAUGAGAUUGAAACGAUACCUCGCAAAAAUCACAAUAAUCAUGAUGAGCCGGACAAAAAUGGAUCAUCUCCUGGAACUUGCGUCCUUUCUGUUCCACCCUCCGGGAAAUUUCCUCUGGAAAGCCAAGCUGGGAAAUUACAUGUGGAACCUGAAGGCGAAGCUAAACAACAAUCUCCUGUUAAAGUAGAUUACGAUUUCCUACGCACCAAUAUACACUUGGGAAACAUUCUAGCGAAAAGAUGUUUGACUAUGGACGAUAAAAUAGAAUUGUUGAAGGCUGGUGUACCAUUCUCUGUCAUAAUGCAGCCAAAAAUGUCAACCUCCUUUGCUGCUGAAUCGCAGAACACCUCACAUCCGAUUAAAUGGGAAAAAGCCUCUCAUCCCUUACACAUGCUGCAGUUUCAAAUGACAGUCUGGCUCCCUCCUCUCAGCAAGAAUUUUUUAACCAAUAUCAUUCCUUCCAAUCAUGUCUCGCUAGCAGAUUUUGCCGAGAAAGCAGUUUCUCAACCUGGUCAUAAAACCUCAGCAUAUAUCGUCAAUUUCAAGUAUGAAGUUAACUAUCAUAUUACCAGUAAUGGCAUCUGCUCUCCAGUAGGAUUCAAAAUUUCUCCUGGAAGCUAUACUGAUGAAGCGAAAAAGUACCUACAAAUGAUAAUCAAUGAUUCUUUGCAUUAUGAAGCACAGCUUUUAGAUCUCCCAAAUACCAUCCAUGAGCCAGCAGAUCGAUCCAAAGAUGUCUGUGUCAUUUUUCAUAACCCACUCCUGUGCAGUUACUGCAACAAAAUCGUGGAAAAAAAUAAGUUGCUAGCCCAUUUCCAAGAAAAACACAUGACGCAGUGCCACGAAUGCAAAACAUUUGUUCUCUCCUCUGCCAGUCUCCGCAAACACCAAGGGGAAAUCCACGGCUAUGCAUAUAGCAAGUGCAAUACCUGUAGCAACAGCCUCAACAAUUCAAUCAUUGAAUGCCCCCAUAAAUUUAUGUGCCCUCUCUGCCAAGAUCAGUUUAGGUCUUUUAGUCCCCUGAUCGAACACGAGAGGCAGCACUAUCAAGCAAUCAUAGAUUUAGAUAACACAUUGAAGCAGCUGAACACAAUUCAACAUGCAAGCGGUGACUGUCUUGAUAGUAUUGAAGACUUAGUUGGCAUGUGUUCAGUUUGUGGAAAAUACUGUGGUGAUUUAAGAGAGGAAGAGUGUUCGCACACCUUUGCAUGUAAUAAAUGCCCGGAAGUCUUUUACAACUAUCCACUAUAUUUACAGCAUAGGUGCAGAAAAAGACAAAGCAAGCAGCAAGGUGGAUCCUACUUUUUGAGACCUGAAUCUUGGAAAAUUUGCAUACCGCAGUAUCUUUUCACAUGUCCGCUUUGCAUGCGCACUAAAAGACAAUGGGAGAGUGAGUACCGACUUCACUAUGAGGAGUGUAUGCAAAGUUUUUUGUUGAAAAAUUGGAUAAAGCUACAUCAUGUGGAUUCAGUGAUCAAUUUGGAUUCAGUGCCUGUGCAAUGCGCGCUGUGUAGUACCAAUUUCUCGCAUAUCAACAACUUCUACAGCCAUUAUUCCACAUGCUUUCAAAAGCAGACGUUCUUUUGCACUGUUUGCUCAGAGGUGAUUAUAGCAAGAAACAGAGAUCAGCAUUCGUGUGAAGCCAAAAUAAAUGUGCACAGUGUUGCUGAACUUCCGGUUUCGCCUAGGGAAAUUAAUCUGAAGUUCACUCCAUAUUUUGAGUGCUAUGUAUGCAAAGCAGGAUUCACUGGCAGAAAAUCCCUCUCUUCCCAUUUCGCAACACAUAAACCGGAUGAAAGGAGCUGUCAGAUGUGCAAUUUUGUUUUCACGAGCCAUGAGAUUUCCUCAGUAAUUAGUCAUCUAGUUGAUCACUAUGCAGCGCAGCAGCUUAUGCCUCUAGAAGGGAACGAGCUUGGUGAGAAAUGCGAACAGUGUGGCAACCACUUUCAAUCUAAUCUUCAGAGAGUUAUUCACAUUCUUCUCUCUCACGCUGAAGCAGUAUUAACUUGCCAAAACUGCAAAAGAAAAUUCAUCUCAACAGAGGAAUUUACUGCUCACCAUCUCUCGUGUCAACAAGCGUUGUCACAGACCAUCCCACCUCCCACCACCCAAUCAUACCGUCCAGCCAUCCUCACCAGGCGCACCUUGCCAUCUCAGUCAAACUGCUGCAAAAUUCCAGUAGUGAAACCCAGUGACUGUCGAGAACAUGCCCUAGUCCAUUUUCGAUCUGUGAGCUGUGCUGAGUGCAAAAUUAUUUUCAACUCACGCAUGAAUCUUGGCAUCCACAUGCGUAAAGCGCACCCUGAGAAAUCAUUUAUCUGCAGGUUCUGCUCACAAACGUUCGUUUUUGCUACCUCACUGACUCAGCAUUACCAGACAAUCCAUAAAAAGGAAAUUCACUGUUGCACCAAUUGCUACAAGACUUUCAGCACAAACGAAAAGCUCGCCAUCCAUGCUUCAGAGCACCUGAUCAGUGAUUGUCUUUGCAAAUCCUGCACUAAAAGGAAACAGCCCCCAACAGUGUUCUACUCAUGUGAUACAUGCUGCAAAACAUUUGACCGAGCCUUGGAUGUCUAUUCUCACAGUUCUGUUAUGCAUUCAAAUAUGUUUCCUUACCUCUGUGCAAGUUGUGGUUUACAGCUUAGCUGUAUCAAAACAUUUGUGACCCACACUGCUAAAUGUAAUGUAGAAGAAUUAAAUAGUGACAGCCAGUAUGAAAAGCAGAAAGCACUCAAUUUUGAAACAAGUUUUCGGAAUUUUUUCCUUCAGGAGAGAACCAAAAGUAGUGGAGAGGGCUCUUUGGAUAAUAAUGCAGUAAUUGCAAAUCACAUAGGCUCAUCAAAGAGAAAAAGAAAGAAACCUUUAGAGUGUCCGUUGUGUGGAAAAAGCACUGGUCUCACUUUUUCACAUCUCUUGAACCAUUGUCGGGCUCAUAAUCCAAUCCAAAUGAUUGAAAUCACUAGUGGAUCGAACUCAGGCCAAAUCAAUUGCUCCAUAAAAGAGUGCAAGAAGAAAUUCACCUCAAAAAAGUUGCAUGACCUUCAUGAAGUCUACCAACAUAGUAUCCUCCUCUUCCAGUGCAAGAUCUGCUACUCUGAGUUCAACGAUCACACUGAGUGGGCAGAUCAUGAGCACUUUUGCAAUCAAUGGCACAACACAUUUCAUCCUCCGAGUGAGCAAAACUUGCAGUGCCUGAUCCCAUGCAAGCGCUGUAAACAGGCAUUCACCGAUAGACAGUCAGUCAUUGAACACCGGAACCAGGCUCAUGCCCCUGGAACUUGGAAAUGUGACAGAUGCUCCAAAGUCUUCAGAUAUUUUCAGCAACUGAAAAUACACAAAAAAAAGAAGCAUGAAAGAGACAAACAGUUUCAAGACGAAAAAAGUUCCUCAGGGAUCAAAGCAACUAACAAUCAAGAACAAGUGCCUCAGAACAAGUCUAGUUCUGUCAAACAUACCUCAAACAAUACGGAAACUUGCAGUUUGGAACUGGCGUUAUCGACCAAGUUUACCUCAUGCCACCUAUGCAAGCAAGUCUACAAGCGCCACUCUAGUCGUCUCUUUCAUUAUCAGAUGAAACAUGAGGAUUUGUUUCCAGUUCGCUGUAAUCACUGUAGCCGUGGGUUUUUGAACGUUAAGUCUGUGGCUUCGCAUCAGAGAAAAUGCAAUCCUGAGGCAUUGAAAAAUAAUCGUAAAAAAGUAGUCUGUUAUCGGUGUGGAAAGCUAUUCAAGUGUCAGAAAGACCUGAAAAUCCACACUCAUUGCUCUCAUAGAAAAAAAUGUCUUGAUCUAGUGAAGAAUUAUGCUUGUCGUGCUUGUGACAAAUCAUUUGAGACCUACAAGGAUCUUGUAUCUCACGCCAGGAAGUACUUCAUACGAUGUAAAAGGAAAUGGUACUGUCAAGAUUGCGGUUACUGGGAUAAGUCUGUUCACAUUCUCAUGCAUCAUGACUGCAAAGGAAAGGAUGCUGCCUCAAAGAGGCACAAAGGGAAGAAGCUUACGGCCGUUUUGGAGAGAGUAAGAUUCACAGAGAUUGCAGGAAAAAAUGUACCCAUUGACGAAUUCAUUUCAACUGUAGGCAUUACAAAAAGCCAAGCUGCAGUGAAUUUUAUCCCAAUUUUUGAUGGUCUCCAAGCAGAAAGAGACAUGCCAGUAGAAAUAAGUCAAGAAGUGGAUUGUUCGGAGCUGAACAUCUUAGUAUCUGAUGACAGUAUAUUGUAUGUUUGUUCUUUUUGUAAUUCUUAUCUGCAGAGUCUACCUCAGCUUCAAAUCCACCUACAAGAAGCCCAUAAUUUGAGCAUGGACAAUGUAAUUCUGAAUGGCUUUGAAGUGACUUAAUAAGCAGUGAUACUUUUCUACUAAAUUUUAGUUUCAUCAGAAAAAGGCCAUAUUUUACCUCAUUGCAUUAACAUGCCGAAGUGCAUUAAUCACCUAUUUCCAUGUUGAUGUUUCAUUUUAUUCAGGUAUUAACAUAGUUAUCUCUAACAAAUUUUUUUUUUUUUUUUUUAACAAUAUUUUGUUCUCUUUUAAAAUGAUUUUAAGUAUAUAUUUUGUUCUCUUUUAAAAUGAUUUUAAGUAUACUUGCCUCAAGCAUUUAUCCAAAGUGUAUUGUAAGAGUCAGCAGGCUCAUACUUCAUAAGAAAAUCUCAUCCACUGGUUUAUUUAUCUUACGUUUUUUUUUUGUCUUCCUACAUUACUAUCGGUCAUUUAACUGAGCUGUAACUUAUAAUCGGUUAUUUUGAAUCCAUGUUUGUUGCAAGAACGCCUCAGGAAUACAUUAACAACAUUUAUUGCUUAUCUUUUUAACACCACUGUAUAACCUUGGUGGUACCCUUUACCCAGUUUAUACUUCCUCUUUUUUUCUAAAUACAAGUUUUUUGUUUUAUUAUAAGCAUUCGAAUUUCUGGAUGACUUUUAUAUCAAACUUUGAAUACAUCAUAUUUUUCUGACUCAAAA
This is a messenger RNA of Bemisia tabaci, 6645 nucleotides long. RefSeq lists its product as uncharacterized. Gene Ontology annotation, molecular function: RNA polymerase II cis-regulatory region sequence-specific DNA binding; DNA-binding transcription activator activity, RNA polymerase II-specific; zinc ion binding. The record is from RefSeq and is a predicted model, not a curated record. NCBI's taxonomy places the organism in Eukaryota, Metazoa, Arthropoda, Insecta, Hemiptera, Aleyrodidae. Gene Ontology annotation, cellular component: nucleus. Gene Ontology annotation, biological process: regulation of transcription by RNA polymerase II.